Molecule: messenger RNA, 1131 nt
Organism: Coccinella septempunctata (seven-spotted ladybird)
Lineage: Eukaryota; Metazoa; Arthropoda; Insecta; Coleoptera; Coccinellidae
Product: 5,10-methylenetetrahydrofolate reductase-like
Exons: 3
Coding region: 209-1114 (301 amino acids)
Biological process (GO): tetrahydrofolate interconversion
Cellular component (GO): cytosol
Molecular function (GO): FAD binding; methylenetetrahydrofolate reductase [NAD(P)H] activity
Source: RefSeq, a predicted model, not a curated record
UCUGGAUGGCAUGGGCGCAUGGCAGUUCAACUUUCUGUAAAAAAAAAGGAUUUUUGUUUUCUGGUUGUAUUUUUUGAAUAUUCUUCAUUCUCUACCCUCUCUAAUAUUUUCGAUAGUGUUGAAAUUUAUUCGUUUUUCAGGAUUAUUCGACUACAGUUAUCACGUUUCAAUAAUUCUUCAGUUCAGGAAAUAAUUUCAACAUUUCAAAAUGGAUUCGACCCUUACAACAGAUCAGAAAAGUCUUACCGCAAUUUUCAAUUCAAAAAAAUCCAUGUCCUUAGAAGUAAAUUCAAAUGAGACGAUUGAUUUGGACACAUUACCCACAAUGCUAAUGGAUUUCGUCGCAAUAUCUUGGAUAGGUAAUUUUGAAGGAUUCUCUGCAAAAAAUAUUCCAGCUAUAAAAUUAGCCGAAGAACUUAUUUCGAGGAAAAUAACCGUUCUUCUUCACAUUGCCUGUAGAAACUUGAAUAAAGUAUCAGCUAUGAAUAUUUUGAUGUACAUAAGACAUAUUGGUAUACGAAAUAUAUUAGCCCUUGAAGGAGAAUCAAAAUACGUUACGGAGAAAGAUCUUUCUGAAAUGGACUUCCCUUAUACAAGUCAUUUUGUUGAAUUCAUAAAGGAGAAUUUUGAAAAUUUUUUCACCAUUGGAGUUACUGGAUAUCCCCAAAAGCAUCCACGUUCACGUGACAUGAAUCAGGAAUUGGAAUUUUUGAGAUUGAAGGUUUCCAAGGGAGCAGAUUUUAUUUUAACACAAGGUUGCUUGGAUAAAAGAGUCCUAUCUGAUUUUCAGAAAAUGUGUAAAAAUUUUAAUAUUUCUAUACCUAUUGUGGCGGGAACCUUCUUACUAAGGUCUACUAAUCAGCUUAAUACUCUGAAGAAAUGCAACGUUUCAGUGGAGAAUGAAUUGUUCAGAUUCCGUGAUGAGUUGUCGCAGAACUUCGAACCUUUCUUCAGAAAUCUGUUCAGGGAAAUUGGUGAAAUGGUUCUUGAUGAAAAUGUGGAGGAUUUUGCUGGAUUACACAUAUUUUCUUUUAAUGAUAAGAAUUAUAUUUCAGAAGUCAUGGGUGAAUUCGCCUAUUUUGCAAGACGCUUUAAUAAAGUUACUUCAAAUUAAUAUUCGUCUUAUUUUUG